UGGCUCAUCAUGACCUGGAGAACACCCUGAACUGCAGCUUCAUUGAACCUCCUUCUGUGGUGGAUCAGCCGUCGCCCUCCUGGUCGUCCAGGGGCUCCUUCUCUUCCUUCGAUACCACAGACGAAGGACCCGUCUACUGUGUGCCCCACGAAGAGAGCGCGAGCGACCCUAAGGAGCGCGUCUCGGCCCCGAGCAGCACCCUGGAGAAAGCGCCGCAGCCGCUGCGCAAAGGGCCAGCGACGGAGACGGAGGAGGCCGGCGAGUACACCGUGCUGAAGGAGAACCCCCCGGGCCCGGCGGACAGCGGCGAGGCGCCCCUGCUCAAGUCCUCGGACAGCGAGCGCUCCUCCUGCGGCUCCGGCUCGGUCAGCGGCGCGCUCUACGCCCGCAUCGCGCGCCUCUCCAGGCAGUCCCGGGAGGAGGAGGAGGCCCCGGUGGCAGAGCCCCGGCCGGCCAAGCCCCCCUCCCCGGAGCGGGCCAAGCCGCCCCCGCCGGACCCCUCCACCAAGCCCAAAGUCUCCUGGAUCCACCACAAGUACAACGCGGCCCAGAGCAACACCCUGCCGGCCCCGGGUGCGGCCGAGCUGCAGGCGGAGCGCCGGCCCGGCCCCUCCAAGCGCAAGAGGAGCCCCGGUGAGGUGGCACGGGCCAAAGAGAGGGCCCCCCGCCCCCCCCAGGAGCCCGGCAGCCCCGAGGGCCCACCCGGCCCCGCUCAGGCCAGGCAGCGUAGCCGGACCGGACCAGAGCCCGCCGAGAACCUCAACGGUGCCCUGCACUCCGCGCUCAAGAGGAUGGGGGGGGCCGGUGUGGAGAGACGGCCAGCCGAGGCGCCCCGGAGCCCCGCGCAGCCCAAGGCACCACCCGGCUUCUCCGCCGAGGCCGCCACACUGCUGGCCGCGCAGCUAAAGGAAAAGACCCAGAGCCUCCAGCGGGGCGAGGCAGGCGCGCGGCCCAACGGCAUGAGCCCCCUCCCGGCCCAGCGGGAGAAGCCGGCGCCCCCACAGAAGGCCAGGCAGGCGGGCACCGCCCCAGGGCAGAAGGCCGGCAAGCCGCUGCUGCCCACCUCCGCCCCGCUGCAGAAACUGCUGGGGCCCGGCGACCCCCCUGCCGCCGAACCCAAGAGCGGGGAGAAGCCGGGCGGCAGCGGCGGUGGCAGCCCCGAGGCCAUCCCUGCGCCCGGAGACCCCGCCGUCAAGAAGACGCCCAUCAAGAAGCCGCCACGCAAGAAGGGCCGGGAGGGGCUCGCAGAGCCGCCCAAGGCAGCCGCCCCCCCUCCGCAGACUGUACAAUAG
Molecule: messenger RNA, 1292 nt
Organism: Protobothrops mucrosquamatus (brown spotted pit viper)
Lineage: Eukaryota; Metazoa; Chordata; Lepidosauria; Squamata; Viperidae
Product: scavenger receptor class F member 2-like
Exons: 2
Molecular function (GO): scavenger receptor activity
Source: RefSeq, a predicted model, not a curated record